Wallemia ichthyophaga EXF-994 is the source of this 720-nucleotide messenger RNA. RefSeq names its product TATA-box-binding protein. The record is from RefSeq and is a predicted model, not a curated record. NCBI's taxonomy places the organism in Eukaryota, Fungi, Basidiomycota, Wallemiomycetes, Wallemiales, Wallemiaceae. The transcript has 6 exons. Gene Ontology annotation, molecular function: DNA binding; RNA polymerase II general transcription initiation factor activity. Gene Ontology annotation, biological process: DNA-templated transcription initiation. Bases 1 to 720 code for a protein of 239 amino acids.
AUGAACACUACAUUGAAAUUGCCAGACCAAGCCUCAAAGGCCUCUGACUCGAUGCCGCCACCAUCAGCUCCAGUUCAACGUCCACAGCCAGCGAUAACUCCUCAAGCAUACGGUGUUCCACCAACACCACAAGCAGUACAAACACCUAGCCAUGCUGACACUGGUAUGACACACGCUCAGAACAUUGUCCCUACGCUUCAGAACAUUGUUGCAACCGUCAACUUGGAUUGUAGGCUCGAUUUGAAGACUAUCGCUCUGCAUGCUCGUAACGCAGAGUACAAUCCAAAGCGUUUCGCUGCUGUCAUAAUGAGAAUAAGAGAUCCAAAGACAACAGCGCUGAUUUUCGCAUCUGGUAAAAUGGUAGUUACCGGUGCAAAGUCCGAAGACGAUUCCAAGCUUGCGUCAAGAAAGUACGCUCGUAUCAUCCAGAAGCUCGGAUUUGAUGCAAAGUUUUCUGAGUUUAAGAUUCAGAACAUAGUCGGUUCUUGUGAUGUCAAGUUCCCAAUUCGUUUGGAAGGACUUGCAUAUACACACGGUCAUUUCAGUUCAUACGAGCCUGAAUUGUUCCCUGGUCUAAUCUACAGAAUGGUCAAACCAAAAGUAGUCCUCUUGAUUUUCGUUUCAGGAAAGAUUGUCCUAACAGGUGCAAAAGUUCGUGAAGAGAUCUACACAGCAUUCAACAAUAUCUAUGCUACACUUCUUGAUUACCGCAAGCCAUAA